Daldinia decipiens is the source of this 1350-nucleotide messenger RNA. RefSeq names its product fungal-specific transcription factor domain-containing protein. The coding region runs from base 1 to 1350 and encodes 449 amino acids. Gene Ontology annotation, biological process: positive regulation of transcription by RNA polymerase II. Lineage: Eukaryota; Fungi; Ascomycota; Sordariomycetes; Xylariales; Hypoxylaceae. The record is from RefSeq and is a predicted model, not a curated record. Gene Ontology annotation, molecular function: zinc ion binding; transcription cis-regulatory region binding; DNA-binding transcription factor activity, RNA polymerase II-specific. Gene Ontology annotation, cellular component: nucleus. The transcript has a single exon.
AUGCCAUUCUCGAGAACGAGGACUGGUUGCUAUACCUGUAGAGAGGAUGGCUAUAAGUGUGAUGAGCAGAAGCCGUUUUGCGGGAGAUGUAUUCGACUCCAGAAGACGUGCAAAGGAUAUGAAGUCAGACUUAAAUGGCAGCCCCUUCAGAGGUUACCAAAAUUGAAGCGAGCCAGAAACACACGGCAGCAGAAGGAAUAUUCAACCGAUAAGACUGUCCCGACAUCAUCUAGUGAGUCUACGGGUCCAAUAGUAAGAUAUGAUCCAUCACGCAUUAUACCGAAUGAUGUUCAUCCGGUAAAUCGUUAUCUCCUUAAUCAUUGGUCAACAACGCUGGUCACGAUAGUAUCCAUGGUAUCGACCUCUCAAAACCCAUUUCUUGUUCACUUAACUCCAAUGAUAUCAAAUUCAAUAGCUCUACGUUCUGUCUUAUGCUCAAUCGCAGCUUGCCAUUUGGCGAUACUAAGGAACGAGAAUUCAUUUCAUACCUUGGCGACUCAGUAUCGGCUCGUUGCUGUCUCCGCCCUGCGGCAAACGAUUCAGACUGAAAACCCAGAGCUGUCGCUCGCCACCAUUCUAAUGCUCCAAGUCUCUGAUAGACUCUUCACCGUGGAUUCAGGGGUUGAUCAUCUAUCCGGGGCGAAAGCUAUCAUUAACCAGGCUGGGAUCAGUAAAUGGAACAGCUCAAGGGCUUCGUUCCUCCUCAGUCUUUGUUCCUAUCACGACAUAUUAGCCUCCGUUUCUCGGGGGAAAAGUCCCGUUUUUGAAUUUGAUGGAGAGUUUCCGAUCGAGGGUAUGGAGUCUAUGAAGGGGCUCACUUCCGUAUUACGGAUAGUUGGGCAGAUUAGUAGGAUGCGGGACCAGGACGCGAAACACCUUGAUGCGUGGGGUUGCGUCAUUGAAGGGAUUCUCAAUUCACUGCACCAGUCUGAUGGCACGAUGGGAGACGUGGAACAUACCGUACAGGCAUACAGAUAUGCUGCGUACAUCUAUCUAUACCGGGUCUGGCAUAACAAGGGCGCACCAGAUCCAUCCGCGUUGAAGUAUACUCGAAGCUGCCUGGCUCACCUUAACCUUGUUGCGGUUGGCUCACCUCUCGUAUCGGCCCAGGUUUGGCCACUCUGGACUGCCGGCUGCGAAUCCAUCGACGUUGAUCAGCGUCAAUUUGUACGAGACAGGAUUGAUGCUAUGUAUGAAGCUCGCCACCUCCCCUCGCUCCGAAGGAUUAAACAGGACAUUGAGGAUGUCUGGAAUAUUAAAGACGAGCAACGAAACUUGAUCGGAGUCGAUAACGUAGACUGCAUCAAAGCUAUAUUACGAAGUCGACAGAGAGAGGCCGACCUUACUUAA